Messenger RNA from Paramuricea clavata, 1921 nucleotides. NCBI's taxonomy places the organism in Eukaryota, Metazoa, Cnidaria, Anthozoa, Malacalcyonacea, Plexauridae. The record is from the annotation of a GenBank genome assembly.
AUGUCUGCUAUUGAGGCUCAAGGUCAAUAUAAGACUAUAGAACGGGAAAGUAAGGAAAGUUAUGAGAUAAAAUUGGCUAAAGAAAUAAAGUACAAUUCUAAGCAGUUCUAUGCAUAUUUACGCAAUAAGAAAAAGUCCAAUCCCACUGUAUCUAAGUUGAAAAAGCCUAAUGGAGAAUUUACAACUAGUGUAAAGGAGUCUGCUGAUUUGCUUGUCAAAUCGUUUGCAACUGUUUUUACAAACGAGACUUCACUCACUCGCGAUUGUAACAUGGAUAUUAUCGCUGUUAAACAAAUUGAUCCACUAAUAAUUAGUGACUAUGAUGUGAAAAAUGAGCUGCUGGCUCUAGAUGUCUCAAAGUGUGCUGGGCCAGAUGGAGUUCAUCCAAAAAUUGUUAGAAUUUUAGCGGGAAAUGAUAAUUUUGUGAGUGCUGUAACAGCUUUAUAUAGAUCUAUUUCAGACGUCAGACAAUUCCCAGAAGCUUGGAAGAGAGCAAUUAUAAUUGCAUUACAUAAAAUGGGGGCAAUUAGUGAUGCUGGAAAUUAUCGACCAAUUUCUCUAACUUGCAUCCUAUGUAAAGUGUAUGAAAAGCUUUUGUUUAAACAUCUGUACAGUCAUGUUAAGGGAUUUAUUAGUCGGAAUCAGCAUGGGUUUAUGGAAGGGAAGUCUUCUCUCUCUAACUUGUUGGAAUCACUACAAUAUAUUAUCACGUUUUUGGAUAGUGAAGAUCCUGUUGAUCUUAUAUAUUUGGAUUUUCAAAAAGCUUUUGAUAAGGUUGCACACGAAAGAUUGUUGUUAAAGUUAGAAAGUUACGGAAUUACUGGGCAGGUUCAUGAUAUUAUAAGGAACUUCCUGACAGGUAGAUCAAUGGCAGUACGUGUGGGAUAUCAUAUUUCAUCAUGGGAGCCUGUUACUUCUGGAGUCCCCCAAGGGUCUGUUUUGGGACCCUUGUUAUUUAUAUUAUUUAUUAAUGAUAUGCCACAAGUUACUAAAUUUAAUACUGUACUUUUCGCUGAUGAUUCCAAAGUUAUUGGUAAUGCAUAUUAUCCGGAAGAUAUUCAAACAGACAUUGACUGUCUCAGUAGGUGGUCAGAUGAAAUUUAAUGUGGAAAAGUGUGGUGUACUUCACAUCGGAGAGAGCAAUCCGCAACAUGGCUAUACAUUGGAUGGUAUUCAACUAAAAAGUGUACAGAAAGAAAAGGAUUUGGGGGUAACCUGGUCUGCCGGGAAGUCCUUAUUUGAUGAUCAUAUUCGAGAAGGAAUCGGAAAGGCCAAGAGGAUGAUUGCCUGGUUAAUAAGAAAUGUUGUAUCUCGUAAACAUGAAGUGUUGGUUCCUCUUUACAAGGCCUUUGUGAGGCCCCAUCUGGAGUAUUGUGUGCAAGUUUGGUCCCCGGUAGCAAAGCAUGGUAAUUGGGGUAUAAUUAUGGCAAUUGAAAAAUGUCAAAGGGAUUUUACUAGAAUAAUUCAUGGUAUGGGUUUUCUCAGCUAUAGUGAGAGACUUCAAAAGCUGGGACUGACAACACUUCUCGAACGUAGAAUGCGGGGUGAUCUUAUUGAAGCAUACAAGAUUAUUAACGGACAUGUUAACUAUGGCCAUCAAAUGUUUAACCAUAAUUUGCAUUAUAGUACUCGUAAUUUAUGCAAUGUAUCAUCCUGUAGGACCAGAUUUGCGUUAGAUUGUUUUAGCGUAAGAGUAAUUAAGUAUUGGAACAAUUUACCAAACUCUGUUAAGUAUGCACCUAGUGUAAACGCCUUUAAGGCAGGACUUGAUGAUCUAAAAAGUUAUAACCCGGAUUCUCGUCACGGAUAUUUGUAUUUAUCGCAAGAAAUCUUUAACAGAAUUCCGGAUAAGAAUGACCAUGUUACUUAUCUUAAAUUGCAUCCAGAGGUUGCUAUGCGAAGACAUAUUUCUUGUUUCUAA